This is a messenger RNA of Micropterus dolomieu (smallmouth bass), 671 nucleotides long. Its product is annotated as testican-2-like. Gene Ontology annotation, molecular function: protein binding. The transcript has 4 exons. The record is from RefSeq and is a predicted model, not a curated record. Lineage: Eukaryota; Metazoa; Chordata; Actinopteri; Centrarchiformes; Centrarchidae. Bases 1 to 570 code for a protein of 189 amino acids.
AUGGUAGCUGGGUUGAUGCUGGGUUUGCAGCAACAGCAGAGCUUUCAAAGCAUGCAGCAACACAGCAGUGAGAUGUACAACAGCCAAGAGGCAUCCAUGUCGACAGAUUUUGAAAGUCCAGAUGCCACCAAGGACCCCUGUCUGAAGGUGCGCUGCCCUCCUCACAAGGUGUGUGUCAGCCAUGACUACCAGACAGCCAUCUGCACCAAUCACAAGCAGCCAACUCACAGUGUAAAACCCAGGAAAGGCAGUGUAGGACACAAGCACAGCCUUGAAGCUGGUGUUCAUGGGAAAUGUAGGCUCUGCUCUGCACUCCAGUCAAGUCCUGUGUGUGGAUCUGAUGGGCACACCUACUCCUCUAAGUCCCAUUUUACCAUCUAUGUAUUGACUCCUGUCCUCCUACACUGUGUUAUGCAAAUGACUGAGAACAUGGUCAGCUAUAGCAGGUUUUUCAAGCAACUUAAAAUCAUCUCUAGACGAUUUGGAAAAGCUCUCCAACCUCCAUCUUCUCAUCUGACUCUUGCAACCUUUGUGAUUAGUGAGCAGAGGACGAUCAGUCUGAGGAGCUGAAGAGUGAAAUCGGGUGGCUGAAAGAGACAUAAAGUUGUGAAGCAUUGUGGGAAUGUCUUUGGUAUAACAGACUGGAUUCUUAUUGGCAUUCACAUUCAUAU